Molecule: messenger RNA, 7498 nt
Organism: Equus quagga
Lineage: Eukaryota; Metazoa; Chordata; Mammalia; Perissodactyla; Equidae
Gene: AGRN
Product: agrin
Exons: 36
Coding region: 102-6266 (2054 amino acids)
Biological process (GO): receptor clustering; G protein-coupled acetylcholine receptor signaling pathway
Molecular function (GO): laminin binding; calcium ion binding
Source: RefSeq, a predicted model, not a curated record
CCGCCUCCCGGGAGCUGCGUCCCGUCCUGUCCAGUCCCGUCCCCGGCGCGGCCCGGCCCGCGCGCUUGCUCUGGCCACCUCCGCCGUCCUCGGCCCGCGCCAUGGCCAGCCUGCGGCGGUCCGGCCUGGCCCAGCUGCAGCCGCUACUGCUGCUCCUGGUGGUGGCCGCGCGCGCCCUGCCCGGCGCCGACGGGACGUGCCCAGAGCGCGCGCUGGAGCGGCGGGAGGAGGAGGCGAACGUGGUGCUCACGGGCACGGUGGAGGAGAUCCUCAACGUGGACCCGGUGCAGCACACGUACUCGUGCAAGGUUCGGGUCUGGCGGUACUUGAAGGGGAGAGAUGUGGUGACCCAGGAGAGCCUGUUGGAUGGCGGCAACAAGGUGGUGAUUGGUGGCUUCGGAGACCCCCUCAUCUGUGACAACCAGGUGUCCACUGGGGACACCAGGAUCUUCUUUGUGAACCCUGCACCCCCAUACCUGUGGCCAGCCCACAAGAAUGAGUUGAUGCUCAACUCCAGCCUCAUGCGCAUCACCCUGCGGAACCUGGAGGAGGUGGAGCACUGUGUGGAAGACAAACCUGGGACCCACUUUACACCAGCGCCCCCAACGCCUCCGGAUGCCUGCCGAGGAAUGCUGUGUGGCUUCGGCGCCGUGUGCGAGCCCAGUGCAGAGGGUCCAGGCCGAGCCUCCUGCGUGUGCAAGAAGAGCGCCUGCCCCUCAGUGGUGGCGCCCGUGUGCGGCUCAGAUGCCUCCACCUACAGCAACGAGUGCGAGCUGCAACGGGCACAGUGCAGCCAGCAGCGCCGCAUCCGCCUGCUCAGCCGGGGGCCCUGUGGGUCCCAAGACCCCUGCUCCAACGUGACCUGCAGCUUCGGCAGCACCUGUGCACGCUCGGCCGACGGACAAAUGGCCACGUGCCUGUGCCCCACUACAUGCCAGGGGGCCCCCCAGGGUCCUGUGUGCGGCAGUGAUGGCAUCGACUACCCCAGCGAGUGCCAGCUCCUGCGCAGCGCCUGUGCCCGCCAGAAGAACAUCUUCAAGAAGUUCGACGGCCCUUGUGACCCCUGCCAGGGUGCCCUCGACGACCUGAGCCGCGUUUGCCGCGUGAACCCACGCACACGGCGCCCUGAGAUGCUCCUGCGUCCGGAGAGUUGCCCUCCCCGGCAGGCCCCUGUGUGUGGGGAUGAUGGGGUCACCUACGACAGUGACUGUGUCAUGGGCCGCACUGGGGCUGCCCGCGGCCUCCUCCUGCAGAAAGUGCGCUCUGGCCAGUGCCAGCCUCGAGACCAGUGCCCAGACACCUGCAGGUUCAACGCUGUGUGCCUAUCCCGCCGAGGCCGUCCCCGCUGCUCCUGUGACCGCGUUGUCUGUGACGGAGCCUACAGACCUGUGUGCGCGCACGAUGGGCACACGUAUGACAAUGACUGCUGGCGCCAGCAGGCCGAGUGUCGGCAGCAGCGCACCAUCCCCACCAAGCACCCAGGACCGUGUGACCAGCGUCCGUCCCCAUGCCUCGGGGUGCAGUGCUCGUUUGGGGCAACGUGUGCUGUGAAGAACGGGGAAGCCGAGUGCGUGUGCCCACAGGCGUGUCCGGGCAUCUAUGAUCCCGUAUGUGGCAGCGACGGCAUCACCUAUGGCAGCACGUGCGAGCUGGAGGCCACAGCCUGCACCCUUGGGCAGGAGAUCCGAGUGGCUCGCAGAGGACCCUGUGACCGCUGUGGGCAGUGUCGCUUUGGAGCCCUGUGUGAGGCUGAGACUGGGCGCUGCGUGUGCCCCUCUGAGUGUGUGGCCUCUGCUCAGCCCGUGUGCGGCUCUGACGGGCACACAUAUGCCAGCGAGUGUGAGCUGCACGUCCACGCCUGCACACACCAGAUCAGCUUGCACGUGGCCUCGGCUGGACACUGCCAGACCUGCGGAGACACACUGUGCACCUUCGGGGCAGUGUGCCUGGCGGGGCAGUGUGUGUGUCCCCGGUGUGAGCGCCCCGUGCCCGGACCUGUGUGCGGCAGUGACGGUGUCACCUAUGGCAGCACCUGCGAGCUUCGCGAGGCUGCCUGCCGGCAGCAGACACAAAUCGAGGAGGCCCGGGCAGGGCCCUGUGAGCAGGCCGAGUGCGGCUCAGGAGGCUCUGGCUCCGGAGAGGACGGGGAGUGUGAGCAAGAACUGUGCCGGGGGCGCGGUGGCAUCUGGGACGAGGACUCGGAAGACGGGCUAUGCGUCUGCGACUUCAGCUGUCAGAGCAUCCUGAGGAGCCCAGUCUGCGGCUCGGAUGGGGUCAGCUAUGGUAGCGAGUGUGAGCUGAAGAAGGCCAGGUGUGAGUCGGGGCGAGAACUGUACGUCGCAGCCCAGGGGGCCUGCCAAGGCCCCACCUUGGCUCCCCUACCCCCUGCAGUGCCCCCACACUGCGCCCAGACUCCCUACGGCUGCUGCCAGGACAACAUCACUGCUGCCCGAGGCGUGGGCCUGGCUGGCUGCCCCAGCUCUUGCCAGUGCAACCCCCACGGUGCCUACGGUAGCACCUGUGACCCAGCCCUAGGCCAGUGCUCCUGCCGCCCGGGCGUGGGGGGCCUCAGGUGUGACCGCUGUGAGCCUGGCUUCUGGAACUUCCGUGGCAUUGUCACCGAUGGCCGGAGCGGCUGUACCCCCUGCAGCUGUGACCCCCGGGGGGCCGUGCGGGACGACUGUGAGCAGAUGACCGGGCUGUGCUCCUGUAAGCCUGGGGUAGCUGGACCCAAGUGCGGGCAGUGUCCAGACGGCCGCGCCCUGGGCCCUGCUGGCUGUGAGACAGUCUCCUCAGUACCCGAGACCUGUGCUGAGAUACGCUGUGAGUUUGGGGCAUCCUGUGUGGAGGAGGCUGGCUCUGCCCACUGUGUGUGCCCAACACCCACCUGUCUGGGGGCCAAUGCUACUAAGGUCUGUGGGUCAGAUGGAGUCACCUAUGGCAACGAGUGUCAGCUGAGGACCAUUGCCUGCCGCCAGGGCCUGGACAUCUCUAUCCAGGGCCUCGGCCCAUGCCAGGACUCUUCUCUCCCUGCAGAGGUCGUCACGCCCGGUACCCGCCCUACAUCCACGUCUGUGGCCACUGUGGGGCUUGACCCCAGCAGGGCGCUGCCGCUGCCCCCCAGCGCCCUCCCCCUGGCUCCCAGCAGCACUCCCCACAGCCGGCCCACCCCUCGACCCUCACCACGACCUUGGACCACUGCCAGCAUCCCCAGGACCACUGAGAGGCCUGUACUGACCAUGCCCCCCACAGCUUCCCUCCCAGCAGCCAGCCUCGCCUCGUCUGCCUUUGGCGAAUCUGGCAGCGCUGAUGGGAGCGGCGAUGAGGAGCUGAGUGGGGACCUGGAGGCCAGCGGGGCCAGCUCAGGCGGACUCGAGCCCCCUGAGGGUGGCAGUGCUGUGAGCCCCGGGCUGCCUGUCGAGAGGGCCUCCUGCUACAACUCGCCUUUGGGCUGCUGCUCAGAUGGCAAGACGCCCUCGCUGGACGCAGAGGGCUCCAACUGUCCCGCCACAAAGGCGUUCCAGGGUGUGCUGGAGCUUGAGUCCGUUGAGGGGCAGGAGCUGUUCUACACGCCAGAGAUGGCUGACCCCAAGUCAGAGCUGUUUGGGGAGACCGCGAGGAGCAUCGAGAGUGCACUGGACGACCUCUUUCGGAACUCGGACGUGAAGAAGGACUUCCGGAGCGUCCGUCUGCGGGACCUGGGGCCGGGGAACUCAGUCCGAGCCAUUGUGGAUGUGCACUUUGACCCCACCACAGCCUUCAGGGCACCAGAUGUGGGCCGGGCCCUGCUGCGGCAGAUCCAGGUGUCCAGACGCCGCUCCCUGGGGGUGAGGCGGCCACUACAGGAGCACGUGCGCUUCCUGGACUUGGACUGGUUUCCUGCGUUCUUCACCGGAGCCACCACGGGAGCCACUCCUGCUGCGGCCACAGCCAGAGCCACCACUGUGGCGCGCCUGCCUUCUGCUGUGACCCCCCGGGCCUUCCACCCCAGUCACACCAGCAGGCCUAGCAGCAGGACCACAGCCCACACCCCCACACGCCGGCCCCCCACCUCUGCUCCCCGUCGUGGGCCUGGACACCUGCCUUUGUCCCCAGGCUCCCAGCAGCCCCCCAGGCCCUGCGACUCCCAGCCCUGCUUCCACGGGGGCACCUGCCAGGACCUGGGUUCAGGGGGAGACUUCACCUGCAGCUGCCCAGUGGGCAGGGGGGGCACCGUCUGCGAGAAAGUGCUGGGCCCCUCCCGCUCCGCACCAGCCUUCGGGGGCCACUCCUUCCUGGCCUUCCCUACCCUGCGCGCCUACCACACACUGCGCCUGGCCCUGGAGUUCAGGGCGUUGGAGCCCCAGGGGCUGCUGCUCUACAACGGCAAUGACCGGGGCAAGGACUUCCUGGCGCUGGCACUGCUGGGGGGCCGUGUGCAGCUCAGGUUCGACACGGGCUCGGGCCCUGCAGUGCUGACCAGCUCGGUGCCUGUGGAGCCUGGCCGGUGGCAUCGCCUGGAGCUGUCCCGGCACUGGCGCCGGGGCACGCUCUCAGUGGACGGUGAGACCCCUGUCUUGGGCCAGAGCCCCAGUGGUACUGACGGCCUCAAUCUGGACACGGACCUCUUUGUGGGCGGCGUCCCAGAGGACCAGGCUUCUGUGGUGCUCGAGCGGACCUCCGUCGGCCUUGGCCUCAGGGGCUGCAUUCGCCUGCUGGACAUCAACAACCAGCGGCUGGAGCUCAGCGGCUGGCAGGGGGCUGCGACUCGAAGCUCCGGUGUGGGCGAGUGCGGGGACCAUCCCUGCCUGCCCAGCCCCUGCCUCGGCGGGGCACCGUGCCAGGCUCUGGAAGCCGGCGCCUUCCACUGUCAGUGCCCUCCCGGCCACUUCGGCCCCACCUGUGCUGAGGAGAAGAAUCCCUGUCAGCCGAACCCCUGCCAUGGGGCAGCCCCCUGCCGUGUGCUGCCCGAAGGCCAGGCCAAAUGCGAGUGCCCCCUGGGACGAGGGGGUCCCUUCUGCCAGACAGUCUCGGAGUGGGAGAACCCCCGACCCUUCCUGGCCGACUUCCACGGUUUCUCCUACCUGGAGCUGAAAGGGCUUCACACCUUUGAUCGGGACCUUGGGGAGAAGAUGGCGCUGGAGGUGGUGUUCUUGGCCCGCAGCCCCAGCGGCUUGCUCCUGUACAAUGGGCAGAAGACAGACGGCAAGGGGGACUUCGUGUCACUGGCACUGCAUGACCACCGUCUGGAGUUCCGCUAUGACCUGGGCAAGGGGGCAGCGGUCAUCAGGAGCAAGGAGCCCGUGGCCCUGGGCACCUGGACCAGAGUCUCGCUGGAGCGAAGUGGCCGCAAGGGCGCCAUGCGAGUUGAUGACGGGCCCCGUGUACUGGGGGAGUCCCCGGUGCCGCACACGGUCCUCAACCUGAAGGAACCGCUCUAUGUGGGGGGGGCCCCUGACUUCAGCAAGCUGGCCCGGGCAGCCGCCGUGUCCUCUGGCUUUGAUGGCGCCAUCCAGCUGGUCUCCUUGAAAGGCCAACAGCUGCUGACCCAGGAGCAUGUGGUACGGGCGGUGGAUGUCUCGUCCUUUGCAGACCACCCUUGUACCCGGGCCUCAGGCCACCCUUGCCUCAACGGGGCCUCCUGUCUCCCCCGGGAGGCCUCUUACGUGUGCCUGUGUCCUGGGGGCUUCUCGGGGCUGCACUGCGAGAAGGGGCUGAUUGAGAAGUCAGCAGGGGACCUGGACACACUGGCCUUUGAUGGACGGACCUACAUCGAGUACCUCAAUGCCGUGACAGAGAGCGAGAAGGCGCUGCAGAGCAACCACUUUGAGCUGAGCUUGCGCACCGAGGCCACACAGGGGCUGGUGCUGUGGAGCGGCAAGGCCACAGAGCGGGCCGACUACGUUGCCCUGGCCAUUGUGGAUGGGCGCCUGCAGCUGGCCUACGACCUGGGCUCCCAGCCCAUGGUUCUGCGCUCCACCGUGCCGGUCAACACCAACCGCUGGUUGCGGGUCAGGGCACACAGGGAACAGAGGGAAGGUUCCCUUCAGGUGGGCAACGAGGCCCCCGUGACCGGCUCCUCCCCACUGGGUGCCACACAGCUGGACACAGAUGGAGCCCUGUGGCUGGGUGGCUUGGAGAAGCUGCCAGUGGGCCAGGCCCUGCCCAAGGCCUACGGUACGGGCUUCGUGGGCUGCCUGCGGGACGUUGUGGUGGGUCGGCGCCCGCUGCACCUGCUGGAGGACGCCGUCUCCAGGCCGGAGCUCCAGCCCUGUCCCACCCCGUGAGCCGUGCUGCAGCCCACCACCACCCUGCUGUAAUUAUUUUCUAUUUUUGUAAACUCGUUGCUGUUUUGAUAUGAUUUUUUUGCCUGCGUAUUGGCCGGAGGGACUGCUGGCCCAGCUCUGUCCUGUCCAGGCUGGCGGGCUGUGGAGACAGACUCUGUGCCAAGAGAUUCAAGGGGACGUGGCAGCAUGGAGGGCUCGGCUUGGACAGCAGCCCCAGGAAGCGCCCCUUGGCCUCGCGCCCCCGUGGCCCAGCCCCUCGUGCUGUGUUUCCCUUGUGUGUCCACCUGUGCUGAGCCCUUGUGUCGUCCGGCCUGUCGGCAGACUCUACACACAUACAUCAUCCACUUUCCAUCUGGCGAGGCCCAUGUCCUCAGAGCAGAAGGCGCUGCUGGGGUUUGAGGGGGCCUUUCUAGGUUCCCACUGGAGCUGCUCCUCCCCACCACAUGUACUGUGGAUGGGUUAGCCUCGAGCUGGGCUGGCCCCUCCCGGGCCUCCUGUGCCAAUACUGUGACUUAGAAACAAUGUUUCUGUUGGGCCACACCGCGCCCCUCCCUCCAGCUGUGUCCACAAGUCCCAGGGUGCUGGAAAGCAGAGCCAAGGGCCAGGCCUGAUUGGGGCACCCUGACUCUCAGCUGGCCGUGCCCGUCCACCCAGCCCCCUUGGACGUGGCUGUGUCCCCUCCUGACACCCCAGUUCCCGUGAGGAGCCCCAAGAGGGAGCAGGGCCACUGUGAAACCUGGUUGCAUCCAUGGCUUGCUGCCUGGGCAGCCAGUGUCCCCGUCUCAAGGACAGACAUCCCGACCUGACCACCAAUCGGAGUUCUUUAUGCACUGUUUUCAUGUGACACCUGGGUGGCGGGGCUGUCAUCUUCCCUGUCCUGGCACAAGAGCAGCUAAGGACACCACACAGCAAACUCUCCCAUUCUGGUGUGAGGGGUGGUUGUCCACGUCCACGAACGACCAGGGGCUGGCCAGGUGUCUGACCGAGGCCAGGGGAGGGGGGCAGGGGUGGCAGAGACAUGGCAAAGCCAGCAAUGCCUUAAACUGCAACCAUGCGUCUCAUCGCCUCCCGCCCUGGUCCUGGUGGGGUGGCAGCCCGACCCUCUGCAGUGCCCUCCCACAGCUGGGGCUGAUGGGACCCAGAGGCUGGAGGCAGCCCCAUAUGUCACAUUACUAACUCCAGUCUGUGUCUGUGUUAAUCACCGUGAAAUAAAGUCUGAACACUUUAAAAGA